AUGUCGCACACUUCCCUCCAUCGCCAUAGCUCACUCCCCCUCAUCGCCUUAGCGCACUCCCCUCCCGUCGCCUUCGCGCACUCUCUCCCGUCGCUUUCUUGCACUCCCCUCCCUCGCCUUCGUGCACUCUCUCCCGUCGCCUUCGCGCACUCCCCUCCAAAGAGGAUGAUCACUCCCUCCCGUCGUCCACGCUUCCUUCCUGACGCACGAUCACGCUCCCUCCCCUCCCGUCGCCUUCGCGCGACGCCUCUUUUGCCCCUCUUCACUCUCUUCCGUUGCCCACGCUCACUCCCCUCCCGUCACCCACGCUCACUCCCCUCCCGUUGCCCACGCUCACUCCCCUCCCGUCGCCCACACUCACUCCCCUCCCGUCGCCCACGCUCACUCCCCUCCCAAUGGGGACUCCCCGUGCCAAGCACCACCCCUUCCUCCAGCUACGCCACACCUCACACUCUCGUCUCCCCAUCCCUCAUCUCCCCUUCCCUCAUCUCCCCUUCCCUCAUCUCCCCUUCCCUCAUCUCCCCUUCCCUCAUCUCCCCUUCCCUCAUCUCCCCAUUCCUCAUCUCCCCUUCCCUCGUCUCCCCAUCCCCCAUCUCCCCUUCCCUCACCUCCCCAUCCCUCAUCUCCCCAUCCCUCAUCUCCCCUUCCCUCGUCUCCCCAUCCCGACUCUCCCCUUCCCUCACCUCCCUGUACCUCAUUUCCCCAUCCCGCCUCUCCCCAUCCCUCAUCUUCCCAUCCCGCCUCUCCCCAUCCCUCAUCUCCCCUUCCCUCAUCUCCCCUUCCCUCAUCUCCCCUUCCCUCGUCUCCCCUUUCCUCAUCUCCCCUUCCCUCAUCUCCCCUUCCCUCAUCUCCCCUUCCCUCAUCUCCCCUUCCCUCGUCUCCCCUUUCCUCGUCUCCCCAUCCCUCAUCUCCCCUUCCCUCGUCUCCCCAUCCCCCAUCUCCCCUUCCCUCACCUCCCCAUCCCUCAUCCAUCCAUCCCUCAUCUCCCCAUCGCUCAUCCAUCCAUCGCUCAUCUCCCCAUGCCUCACCUCUCCAUCGCUCAUCAAUCCAUCCCUCAUAUCUCCCCAUCCCUCAUCUCCCCAAGGAGUCAUAUCUCCCCUGCCCUCAUCUCCCCAUGCCUCGCCUCCCCAUCCCUCAUCUCCCCCUCACUCCCUUUCUCCCGUCACUCACCCCGUUUGCCCCCUGCUCAAUCUCUUCUCUCCUUGUUUCGUCCCAAUUCCCCCCUGCUUUCUCUUAGUCACCCUUCUUUCAUUCAAGGUCGUCGCUGUUCACUCUCUUCCCUCCUUUCACUCACCCCAUUCCCCAUCCUCUCCUCUCCCCAUCCUCUCCUCUCCCCAUCCUCUCCUCUCCCCAUCCUCUCCUCUCCCCAUCCGAUCCUCUCCCCAUUCGAACCUCUCCCCAUCUGAUCCUGUCCCAGUAGAGGCGGACAUGGUGCUGCUGGAGUCCCUUCCGCCCUUCCUCCCAUCAUCACUUCCUCCCAUCAUCACUUCCUCCCUUCCUGCAUUCCUCCCUUCCGCCCUUCCCCCCCUUUUUCAUUCAUCCGUCCUUCCCUUCCAAU
Closterium sp. NIES-65 is the source of this 1558-nucleotide messenger RNA. The record is from the annotation of a GenBank genome assembly. NCBI's taxonomy places the organism in Eukaryota, Viridiplantae, Streptophyta, Zygnematophyceae, Desmidiales, Closteriaceae.